Messenger RNA from Penicillium taxi, 882 nucleotides. RefSeq names its product RlmE family RNA methyltransferase. Gene Ontology annotation, biological process: RNA methylation. The record is from RefSeq and is a predicted model, not a curated record. NCBI's taxonomy places the organism in Eukaryota, Fungi, Ascomycota, Eurotiomycetes, Eurotiales, Aspergillaceae. Gene Ontology annotation, cellular component: mitochondrion. Gene Ontology annotation, molecular function: rRNA (uridine-2'-O-ribose)-methyltransferase activity. The coding region runs from base 1 to 882 and encodes 293 amino acids. The transcript has 6 exons.
AUGUUAAAAUACCUCCCUAUUUGGCCUACUCGAGGAUCUUGCGGAUUCCGAGUUUUAGAACAGAUUCGGCUCUCAUCGUCAAAACGCUGGCAAGCUCGCCAACAAAAGGACCAAUUCACUCGUGAGGCAACCGUACAAGGUCUAAAAAGCCGCGCUGCUUUCAAGCUUCUACAGAUUGAUGAGAAAUAUCGUAUAUUCAGACGUGGGCAGACUGUCGUUGAUUUGGGAUAUGCACCAGGGUCAUGGUCACAGGUCGCUGUGAGCCGGACUCAGCCUGAAGGUAGAGUUCUUGGUGUUGACAUUAUUCCAGCACAACCACCCAAAGGAGUUUCCACCAUCCAGGGCAACUUUCUUGCUCCCGAAAUUCAGGCGUACAUUCUGGAAUUUUUACGCAAUCCAAAUCGGGGAAGACCACGUCAAUCAGAGGCCCUCGGUGAUGCCAAUAUCAGUGUUCUAGAGCACCAUACGGUGACUUCUGAUCAAUCUGAGGGUGGAAAUGCUCCUGAUACAACAAAUAAUGCCAAUAUACUUGAAAGAACGGUAGAUGUGGUUUUAAGCGAUAUGUCCGCUCCCUGGCUUCAAACAACUGGUUUUUGGAAACGAAGUCUAAGUAAUCCCCAUAACAGGAUGAUGAACACUAGCGGGAAUAGUUUUAGAGAUCAUGCUGGGAGUAUGGACCUUUGCAACGCUGCCUUACGCUUCAGUUCAGAAGUUCUCAAGACAGGAGGGCAUUUUGUCUGUAAAUUCUACCAAGGUGUAGAGGACAAAGAAUUAGAGAACCAGCUCAAGGGCUUGUUCCAAAAAGUUCAUCGACUCAAGCCCGAGUCAUCUCGCAGCGUAGGCUUCGUCCUUUCAAAUACAUUCUCGCAAGUUAAUUAUUAG